Molecule: messenger RNA, 1134 nt
Organism: Neopsephotus bourkii (Bourke's parrot)
Lineage: Eukaryota; Metazoa; Chordata; Aves; Psittaciformes; Psittacidae
Gene: ST8SIA3
Product: ST8 alpha-N-acetyl-neuraminide alpha-2,8-sialyltransferase 3
Exons: 4
Coding region: 1-1134 (377 amino acids)
Biological process (GO): oligosaccharide metabolic process; N-glycan processing
Molecular function (GO): alpha-N-acetylneuraminate alpha-2,8-sialyltransferase activity
Source: RefSeq, a predicted model, not a curated record
AUGCGGAGCUGCAGGAUGCUGCGGGUGGGCAGCGCCCUGGGGCUGCUCAUGCUCAGCCUCGCCCUCCUCAUCCUCUCCCUCCUGAGCUACGCGGCCCUGCGCAAGGACAGCGCCUUCGGGCCCCCCCGGGCCGCCGGGCCCCGCAUGUACAUGUUCCAGGCGGGAUUCAGGUCCCAGUUCGCGCUCAAGUUCCUGGAUCCCUCCUUUGUCCCCAUCACCCAUUCCCUAAGCCAGGAGCUGCAGGAGAAGCCCUCCAAGUGGGUCUUCAACCGCACCGCCUUCGCCCAGCAGAGACAGGAGAUCCUGCAGCACAUGGACGUGGCGCGCAACUUCUCGCUGACCAAGGGCAGCGUGCGCGUGGGGCAGCUCCUGCACUACGACUACUCGAGCCACAAGCACGUGUUCGCCGUGAGCCCCACCUUCCGCUCCCUGCUCCCCGACGCCUCCCCCGUGCAGGGGCAGCGCUUCAACACCUGCGCCGUGGUGGGCAACGGGGGCAUCCUCACCGGCAGCCGCUGCGGGGCCGCCGUGGACGGCGCCGACUUCGUGUUCCGCUGCAACUUCGCCCCCACGGAGCCCUUCCGGGGGGACGUGGGGGGCAAAACCAACCUGACCACCUUCAACCCCAGCAUCCUGGAGAAGGACUACAACAACCUGCUCACCGUGCAGGACCGCAACAACUUCUUCCUGCGCCUGCAGGGCCUCGACGGCGCCAUCCUCUGGAUCCCCGCCUUCUUCUUCCACACCUCGGCCACCGUCACCCGCACCCUCGUCGACUUCUUUGUGGAGCACCGGGCUCGCCUCAAGGUGCAGCUGGCCUGGCCGGGGAACAUCAUGCAGCACGUCAGUAGGUACUGGCGCAGCAAACGCCUCUCCCCCAAGCGCCUGAGCACGGGCAUCCUGGUCUACACCCUGGCCUCGGCCCUCUGCGACCGCGUGCACCUCUACGGCUUCUGGCCCUUCGCCUGGCACCCGCGCAGCCGCCAGGCCCUGCCCUACCACUACUACGACAAGAAGGGCACCAAGUUCACCACCAAGUGGCAGGAAUCCCACCAGCUCCCGGCCGAGUUCCAGCUCCUGGCGCGCCUGCACGCCCAGGGCCUGGCCCACCUCACCCUGGCGCCCUGUGCAUGA